Messenger RNA from Diplodia corticola, 471 nucleotides. RefSeq names its product thioesterase family protein. Gene Ontology annotation, molecular function: fatty acyl-CoA hydrolase activity. The transcript has 2 exons. Lineage: Eukaryota; Fungi; Ascomycota; Dothideomycetes; Botryosphaeriales; Botryosphaeriaceae. Bases 1 to 471 code for a protein of 156 amino acids. The record is from RefSeq and is a predicted model, not a curated record. Gene Ontology annotation, cellular component: mitochondrion.
AUGGCGCAAGCAGAGCUCAAGUCGCGUCGCCGCAGCGACUACAAGUUCCACCUCGAGUACCGCACGCGAUGGAGUGACAACGACAUGUACGACCACAUGAACAACAGCGUCUAUUACUACCUCUUUGACUCGGUCGUCAACACCUACCUGGUCGAGCAUUGUGCGCUGCACCCGCCCUCGUCGUCCCAGAUCGGUCUCGUCGUCCACUCGCAUUGCGACUAUUUUGCGCCCCUCGGCUUUCCCGCCGUCGCCGACUUGGCACUUAGAGUCAAUAAGCUGGGGAGGAGUUCUGUGACGUACGAGAUCGGCGUAUUUGAGAGGGGCAUUGAGGAGGUCAGGGCCGUCGGCGAGUUCGUACACGUAUUUGUGGAUAGGGAGUCGCGAAAGCCGGGGACGAAUGGGAUGGAUCAAGAUCUGAGGAAGGGAUUAGAAACGAUUGUCGCAAAUCAGAGCCACAAGGCAAAACUGUAG